CUUACUAAUUGGUAUCAGCGCCGGCUAGGCCAGUAUCAGUUCUGUUAACCUCUUGCCCUGCACAGUCUAUUGUUAAGUUUUACUCAGUGAAUAUUUAACAACAGAAAUGGUGUCCAUCAUCCUCAUACUGUGGUUCUUUCUCACGUUGUGUGUCUCAGAUUUGUCUUCUUCAGAAUCUUUCCCAACAUCUUACAUUAUAGCCACAAACGAGGGGAUGAUUACAUUCAGUCCUGCCAACUCAUCUAGCACAAAAAUCAACCCCCGCCCUGUCAUUGGUGUCGACUUCCGCUUUGCCAAACAAGAUUUCUUUUUCAUCUCAAACAACGAGAUAUUCUAUUCAUACUACAGUUAUUACUCCAAAAUCUACUCGGACGUUAUCCCCAUCAUGGUAUUCCCUCACACGCUCUCGGACGUAGUCGUUGACUGGGUGCACCUCAGGAUCUACGUUGCCUCGGCAAGCGUAGGAGCCAUAUACGAGGCGACCAUAACUGGUUCUUCCCGUGCUAUCAGGAUAGCAGUGGAUAAAGUCGAGGACCUCGCUAUAGACCCAUACGAAAGGCAACUGUUUUUCUUGUCUAAUGGAAAUCUCGGAUCACUUGACCUCCGUAACAGCCUCCAGACCAAACAUUCCAUCAUCGGUCCGAUGACGUCAGUGGCCAAGAUGGCUCUGGACCACCAUGAGGCCAUCAUCUACCUGAUCGGACAAGACGUGCACGGCUCGUGGAUACUCCUGACCUCGGACUACACGGGCUCGCAGCACACAGAACUGUUCCGGGGUCCGCAGCUCACAGGGACCACUGCUCUGGACGCCUUCAACUCCGGGGUAGUCUGGUGCUCCGAGGGUGGCUGCUUCCAUCUGAGGUCCUCCGACUGCCAGCAACUAGAGUCUUGCAGCGUCGCUCAGCUCUCCUACGAAUCUCGAGGGGAGGCAAUUAAUGACAUCAGGUUCUACAACUCUCUAGUGCAGACGCCCAGUACUGAGGUCGCCUGUAGCCAGCUUAACUGCUCCUACUCCUGCUCUGUGGUCUCACUAUACUCCGUGACAUGCACAUGUCCACCAGGCACGAUCUUGGAUCCCGGCGGAAAAGUCUGCAAAGAUAAACCACCCAAGGUGGACCCACCUUUUUUCGACAGACUGAAGGAAGCGGUCUACCAAUGGGCAUCGGAGCUCACGACACACUCCAGGACGUUCAUCCUGGUCUGUAGUGGACUGAUGUUGCUGCUACUGCUGAGUGGAAUCUGCUUGCUGACGAGGCUGUCAACGACUAAUUACUCUAGGAAAAGGAAUGAUUCGUACGAUCUCUCCGAAAUGGGCAAUACGCUUUAGUUAGGCGAUUGGAUAUCUGAACAUACUGAUGUUUGAGUAUUUGUAUGUUUAUUCUGAUAAAAUAUGCGUUAUAAGUUUUAAAGUGUCGAUUCCCUCUAAUAUAAUUAAACUACUAUGGUUGGUAAACAUAUAGCAGCUAGUUAUCCCAAUUUGCUGACGUGAUCUAAUAGGAAAAAGUAAUUUAUAAUAUAUAUAAUUUAAAAUUAUUGUAUAUGUUACUAUCAGAUGGAAAAACCCCAAAAGACCCAUGAAAUAUUCAUUAACAUCCUAGAGUCUUCUUCAACAUUAAAGGUACUCAGUAUGUGAACAAUUAAAUAUUUAUUUAUUUUAUGUGAAGCUUCAAUCCAGAACUAUUAAUAAUUCUUUAACUAGAACUAGAGUACGACAGAACCAGAAACAGUAAAUUACUCCAUUCUAGAUUAAGGUAAUUAUUGUUAUUGUCAUACAAACCGGAAUUCGAACACAAGUCCUGAGGUGAUAGGCUUAGACGAGAACCCUUCAGGUACAGGAUAAAAUUAGUUUCACAGCGACUAGUUUUUCUAUCGUAAAUUGCAUUAUUUAUUUGAGGUAUUAUACGUUUUUAUUAUUUCACUUCCAAACGAAUAUUUUUGGACAGCUGUCUAAUAAAAACGCGCAUUUUUGUUCAGAUGAUUUUUUUUGAGAUUGUAGUUUGUCCAGACCCUCAAGGAUCAGACGACCCUCGCGCGCCAACGCGCACACACUGUCACACCACACGCACAGGCCGUGCAAAAUAGCAGUUUUUCAAACUAAGGCAUGCAGUGUAAGUCAGAUAGGCCGGACUGCACGUGUGACGGUGUGUGCGCGUCCGGGUGCUUGAGUUUUCUUAUUGAGCUGUCCUCUGGGGCUCUUGAGGCGGCGGGCAAACUAUAACCAUUUUAUUAUUAUGUUUACUUCUAUUAGCUCACUGUAUCAUAGAAUAAUAUAAUAGGUACCUUCUUUUUAAUUAACUUCUACAAAUUACACUAUUUUGGAUAGCUGCCUACUUUUUUAGUUUUCGUAAUAACUGAAAUAUUAUUUAUUUUUAUGUAAUACAUAAAGACCACAGAAAGAUUUUAUUUUCAAGAGUGUUUGUAGAUCUGUUUAGUUACCCUCCUCUCCUCCAGUAACUUUUCUUUGCUCUCAAAUAAAAAAAUAUCACUGUAAUAUAUCAACUCUCUUUUAUUAUUCUAGUAUAUUCUAUAUUUGGCUCUCUCUCGCAUGUGGCCAAUCUAGAUUACAUUCAUUCGUGACAUUUGUAUUGUGACAUUGUAUUGUAUUGUCACGUGAUUACGUGACAUUCAUUCCUAAAACAAGUUGAAUGUUUACUAGUUUAGUUUUGUGUAAAUAUUGUUAAUACGAGUAUUAAUGAAGAUCAUACGACUGAAAAUGUUUCAAUGGCUGUUUUACAAAGAUGGUUCCUCUGGGAUCACAUUUCACGUUUUAGAGAUGUUGGUUGGACAUCUACCUGCAGAUCGAACUGUGUAAUUUCUUUACGCAGAAAUGCCUUAAAAAUGCAAGUUUGAUUAGGAAACAUUAUAACGUUGCCGAUUUAAGAAAUAGUAUAGGAAAUAAACUUAUAGCAAUACCAAUGACCAUGGUAUGUUAAGUAUAUAUUUUUAGAGAAUUUUUAAAAACAUGUUUGUUUUUUGGUUAGUAUGUUAAAAUUUGGUUUGAACUUUGUAAAGCAAUUUUUUGUCAAAAUCUGAUAAAAUAAAAUGUAAUUAUUUAUUCGUAGAUUUUAAAAUAAUUUAGAGAUAUUAAGUAAAUAUACAUAAUAUACUGUAGUUUUCUUACACUUCACACAAUUAUAUAUUUGUUUACAUAUAGGAAACAUAAACGUAUUCAUUUUACAAACGGUACAAUACAUUGUGUUGUGAUGUUUAUGGUAUAAGUAUUAGAGUCGCAAUAUAUUUGACUCUUUACAGUUUAUAUUUAAACAAAACACACCUGAUUAUGAAACUUUAAUGGUAAUACACACCCAUACUAAUAUUUAUCACUUCCCAAAUAUAAUUAUCCACCUAAUUUUACCAGACUAAACCAUUACGUAACUUUAAAUAUCAUACUGUAAAAGUUGUAACAAGGAAUCACCAUCAAGUUAAUAAAAAAUUACUUCCUACAGGUA
Messenger RNA from Homalodisca vitripennis (glassy-winged sharpshooter), 3449 nucleotides. RefSeq lists its product as uncharacterized. The record is from RefSeq and is a predicted model, not a curated record. NCBI's taxonomy places the organism in Eukaryota, Metazoa, Arthropoda, Insecta, Hemiptera, Cicadellidae. The transcript has 6 exons. Bases 107 to 1327 code for a protein of 406 amino acids.